AUGACAGAAGAGCAAGUAGAAAAUCUUUCUAUUAAUGAGGAAGAUGAUGUGGUUGAUCCUUGGAAUGUAGCUGGGAAGUCCCAAACUGGAAUUGAUUAUGAUAAGUUAAUAAAAAGGUUCGGUAGUCAAAAAAUUGAUGAUGAAGUCAUAGCAAGAUUUGAGAAAGUAACAGGAAAAAAAGCUCACCAUUUUCUUAGACGUGGUAUAUUUUUCUCUCAUAGAGAUAUACAUAGUAUUUUAAAUCUAGUAGAGUCAGGUAAGAAAUUCUACUUGUAUACUGGAAGAGGGCCCUCGUCUGAUAGUAUGCAUAUUGGGCAUAUGAUACCUUUCAUGUUCACAAAAUGGCUGCAAGAAGUCUUUGAUGUGCCCUUAAUCAUUCAACUUACUGAUGAUGAAAAAGUCAUGUGGCGUGACAUAAAGAUAGAAGAUGCUCGGCAAAUGGCCUUUAACAAUGCUAAAGACAUAAUCGCUUUAGGUUUUGAUCCUUCAAAUACCUUCAUUUUUAAUGAUUUAGACUUUAUUGGCCAGUGUCCAGCUUUUUAUCAAAAUAUGUUACGUAUACAGAAAUGUGUGACAUUCAACCAAGUGAAAGGUAUCUUUGGAUUUGGUGAUUCAGACAUCAUCGGAAAAAUAACAUUCCCGUCUAUUGAGGCUGCUCCGGCUUUCUCCACAUCUUUCCCAUUUAUUUUUGGAGAUAAAAUUUUGCCGUGCCUGGUGCCGUGCGCCAUCGACCAGGACCCGUACUUCCGGCUGUCGCGCGACGCGGCGCCGCGUCUGCGCCUGCCGAAGCCCGCGCUGCUGCACGCCGCCUUCCUGCCGGCGCUGCGCGGCGCCAAGCACAAGAUGUCUGCCUCCGACCCGCACGCCACCGUCUUCCUCGACGACACGCCCAAGCAGAUCAAGAAUAAGAUAAACAAGUACGCGUUCUCCGGCGGGCGCGACACCGUGGAGGAGCACCGCGCGCGCGGCGGCGACGCCAGCGUCGACGUUUCCUUCAAGUACCUAACUUUCUUCCUCGAAGACGACGACAGGCUCGCUGAGAUAAAGAAAUUAUACGAAUCAGGCGAAAUGUUAACCGGCGAGCUGAAGAAGAUCGCCAUCGACACGAUCACGCCCAUCGUGCAGGAGUACCAGGCGCGGCGCGCCGCGGUCUCCGACGACGUCAUGAAGGAGUUCUUCGCUAUAAGGAAAUUGAACUUU
Messenger RNA from Brenthis ino (lesser marbled fritillary), 1200 nucleotides. NCBI's taxonomy places the organism in Eukaryota, Metazoa, Arthropoda, Insecta, Lepidoptera, Nymphalidae. The record is from the annotation of a GenBank genome assembly.